AUGGGCUCAGUCAGACCUCUGUUUGAUCACACCAUCACAGAGGAGAUACCCAGAGAUUGUGUGGGUGUGCGGUUCACCUAUGCUGUGUUUGAUGACCUGCGCUCAGUGCUGGAGUUCGCGGUCAGUCGGCGGUGUGAGACCAACACCGGACUCUGUCCCGCGGAUUUUGAGAAUCACGGACGCUACUGUAGCACCGAAAACACACGGCACGCGCGCGCACAUACAGCCUGCAGACACACUCGACCGACAGAGAAAAAGAGUGAGGAAGAUAAAGAGACUGACACAGAGAGUGAUUUAAUAGUAAACACCCAAACAAGAGUAAGGAAAGCAGUGCAGAACAUCCUGGCAGCUUUAGCACAACCAACCGAAAAACUCAAACUUAAGCCAACACAAAACCAUCUGAGAAUCGGAGGUGAAUCAGAGAGAACUCAAACCACCGUGACCCCAUCCAGCAUCAGAGAGGCCAGUCCAUCCAUGUGGAUCAUUCCAGCGCUGUUCCUUAAACCUGCCGUUCACAGCGGAUCACCAAGAGCAACAGCUCACACAGCUGCACAACCAACUAAGAACCACAAGACCACAUCUGCGGUUCCUCUCAAACCCAUCAACACAUGGACCACAACAUCAGGCCAAGCUGCUGUCGAAACUGCACCCCAUCCUCAGAAGCCUCCACGUCCCGUCCUGGAUCACUCACGGGUCUCACCGGUUCCGGAGAGGGAGGCGCUGCUCUUUGCCUGGUCUUUAUUGGAGGCUGCUGGACUGUCAGACCUGCAGCAGCAGCAAAGUGACUCUGAAGAAUGCAGCACUUAUUUCCUCCAGUACAGUGCAUCUGGACAGGUGUUGAGGGACAUGUCUGCUCUGGGAGAAAUGCUGUACUGUCUGACCGGACGAUGUCCACAUGAGUAUCAACACUACGGCUGCUACUGUGGACAGCAGGGGACAGGAAACCCAGUGGACCAACUGGACCUGACGUGUCUCUGUGUCGGGUGCUGUUUGGAGCAGCUCAGUGUUCUGGGCUGCAGGAGAAACAGAAAAGUCAACGCUCGCAUCAGCUGCCACAAAGGAAACCCCAGAUGUAUGGCAUUACACACACACAUAAUGCGCAUAGCGUGUGAUCGACUGCAGUGCGUCUGCGAUCGUUCACACUUCAGUCAGUCAGUCACCUCCUCGUUUUCUGGUCCCCAGCCACCAUGCCACCGUAAGUAUCAUUCUUAAGCACAAUCAGCCAGUCAGGACUCCAGUGAGGAGAGCAAUGAAAUGACCGCAGCCUGGGCUCAAAUGAACACACAAACCAUCAAACAAAACCCCACACACAGCAAACCAGAGGAGGACAUCAAAGAGGAGGAGCCAGGAAAAGAAAAAGAAGAGGAGGAGGAAGAAAAAGAAAUAGAAGAAGAUGAGGAAGAAGAAUUGGAGCAAUAGACUGAUGUGGUUCUAUAAUUUAGAUAUUUUCAGGGAACUCUCGAUGAUACUGAGGAAUCAGUCAAAAAAGAUGACGCACACAUUUAAUGAAAAGUUGAGCUCAGUCUGACCUGACUCAGUAUCCAGCAGUCACACAAGAUCAUCAAAGAUCUGCUGUUCCUUUUCUGCUGGUGUUUGACCUAUUAAAAGGCUGUGCUGGAUCAUAAAUUCCAGCAGUUGAAUUUUUUUAUAUUUCGCAGUAUUUUUUUAUCUGAUGUAUCUGAUAUGUAAUAACAAAAUAAUUUUUUGUUUAUGUAGAAAUUGGUAUUAUUCAAUUUAGUAUUUUUUUGUACUUCAGCUUAAACCUUUUUCAAUACAUUUUCAAGACAUAAUUUAAAUCUAAUAUUUAUAUUUUAUUUUAGCUUAUUUAAAAUAGCAAAAAUGUUUUUUAAAGUUUUAGUUUAAAGUUAACAAAAAAAAAAAACAUCUAGGUGAAUCUCAUGAAAAAUAUCAUAUUCAAGUCA
This is a messenger RNA of Carassius gibelio (silver crucian carp), 1922 nucleotides long. Its product is annotated as otoconin-90-like. The record is from RefSeq and is a predicted model, not a curated record. Gene Ontology annotation, biological process: lipid catabolic process; arachidonate secretion; phospholipid metabolic process. Gene Ontology annotation, molecular function: phospholipid binding; calcium ion binding. NCBI's taxonomy places the organism in Eukaryota, Metazoa, Chordata, Actinopteri, Cypriniformes, Cyprinidae.